CGGGGAGGGGUUAGUUUCCCACAGGGGAUUUCAACCAUCACACUCAGAGCCCGCCUCCUAAUCCUCCGGCGGAGCGGCUCGGGGCCCCAUUUUAUGGCAAUAAAGCGACUUAGCGCCUGCUGAGCGAGCCCCUCCCCGCCGCCGCCCCCGCCCUCGGCCCCACCCCAGGGCUCGCCCGCAGCGGCGGGGCUUUGUUUCUGGGGAGGAGGACCCGGAGCUCUUUUGUUUGGGGGUUUUCUGUUUUCACCCCUACCCCACCCUACACACACCCCAACCUCACCCCACCCCGCCCCAACCCCCGCGCCUCUCGGAUUUCCUGAGCUGCGGGCUGCAAAGGGAGGAGAGCGGCUUCUUGCAACCCCCUCGGCUGGGCCCCGGGGUAAUUCGAUGCGGGCCUGGCGAGGCUCCCCACGUUAGACCUGGGCUCGCGUCUCGACAGCCUCCACCCACCGGCCCACCCUACAUUUAGCGCAUCAUGUGAUCUGGUGUGAAAAGAAUACAAUACCAACACCACCUUAUCCUCAGCAUGAACUAAGAAAGAGACGUCUUCGUGCACUUGGAUCCCUAUCAAGAGUCCAUACUUCUCAUUGGUUUCAUACUCCUCAUGUCUAUGGGAAGUCAUAGAUGUAAAUAAGUCCAGAAUCUCCACACCCUUGAGAACAGAAUGCUAAUGCUUGAUGGGAUGCCGGCCGUCAGAGUCAAAACAGAGCUGUUGGAAUCUGAACAAGGGUCUCCAAACGUCCACAACUACCCCGAUAUGGAAGCUGUUCCCCUGUUGCUAAAUAAUGUGAAAGGGGAGCCCCCAGAGGACUCAUUGCCUGUAGAUCACUUCCAGACACAAACUGAGCCAGUGGACUUGUCAAUCAACAAAGCCAGGACCUCCCCUACCGCUGUUUCAUCCUCCCCAGUCUCCAUGACAGCGUCCGCCUCCUCACCUUCUUCAACUUCAACCUCCUCCUCAUCUUCUAGCCGUCCAGCCUCAUCCCCCACCGUUAUAACAUCAGUAUCUUCAGCAUCGUCUUCGUCAACCGUGUUAUCUCCAGGACCCCUCGUUGCCUCUGCCUCUGGCGUGGGCGGCCAGCAGUUUUUACACAUCAUUCAUCCUGUCCCGCCUUCCAGUCCCAUGAACCUACAGUCUAACAAACUCAGUCAUGUUCAUCGCAUCCCUGUGGUGGUACAGUCGGUGCCGGUUGUCUACACAGCCGUCAGGUCACCUGGAAAUGUGAACAACACUAUCGUUGUGCCGCUCCUGGAGGAUGGGAGAAGCCAUGGUAAAGCACAAAUGGACCCCCGAGGCCUAUCUCCCAGACAAAGUAAAAGUGACAGUGAUGAUGAUGACCUGCCAAAUGUGACCUUAGAUAGCGUUAAUGAAACUGGAUCCACGGCCCUUUCCAUAGCCAGAGCAGUCCAAGAGGUCCAUCCAUCCCCAGUUUCCAGGGUCCGGGGAAACCGAAUGAAUAACCAGAAGUUUGCUUGUUCAAUCUCACCAUUUAGUAUUGAGAGCACAAGACGCCAGAGACGAUCAGAAUCCCCGGACUCCAGGAAACGGCGCAUUCACAGAUGUGACUUUGAAGGAUGCAACAAAGUAUACACUAAAAGUUCUCACCUGAAGGCACACCGGAGAACACACACAGGAGAGAAGCCCUACAAAUGCACGUGGGAAGGCUGCACCUGGAAGUUUGCCCGCUCGGAUGAACUGACCAGGCAUUACCGCAAACACACGGGAGUGAAGCCAUUCAAGUGUGCAGACUGUGAUCGCAGCUUCUCGAGGUCAGACCACCUGGCCCUGCACCGGAGGAGGCACAUGCUGGUGUGAAGGAGGCUCCCCGUCGUCCGGCUGGGCAUAAGAGCUGGCUCUCUUAAAGAGCAACUAACUCAGCAGGGCUGAGCCCCCUCUACAGUGUUAACGUCAACGGCACCGCCGUCCCUUGGUGCCUGAAACCAGAGCAGGAACAAGAAGAAACCCUUCUCCUUUCAGCCUGAAGGUAACCCCCCCACCCCAUCAUGAUCACCCCGCGGGAGAGUUGCUGCAAGCACACUGGCCUGGGGGUUCAGCGCCUCAGGUCCUGAAGAGACAGGCAUUAUUUGUCCGUGCUCUGUCCUCUGCCGUUGGAAAGAUGUUUGUAGCUUGUACAUUUCCCGAGCUGGCCGGACACUCGGCUAUCAGUCCCUUAAAGGUCAUCUACCACAAAUCGAUGUUACAGAAGACCUCAGUUUGGAUGAUUCUUCCAUGGCACCUCCCCCACCCCCAAGCCCUUUAGACAGAGAUUUCAGUUCCUAUCUCAGUAAGCCAGAACACACAUCCAGUCUGUUACCAGCAAGCAGCCUGAACUAGAAAGGAAAGGGGCUGUUGGGGAAGCUCUGUUACCCCAAAAGAAGGCACACGGAAGUAGCUCUCUAUGCUAGUCAUGGCGGACUUAGAUAGCGCUCACACCUUGUCUUCAUGCUAUCUCCCGGAAGAGAACCAAGAGUCUAUUCAUUUGUUUGUCUUUGCUUGUUUUUGGUCUGUUUUGAUCAUGUUUUGUUCUUCCGUUCCAGCAGAGGGGCAGAGCAGUUUCUCAAAGGCUAGUUCUGCUCUGCCCUGGCAUGGACGGGCAGAGGCGUUCUGUAGUUGAAUAGGAAGAGCCUGUCUAAAAAAAACGAUAACGACAAUAGUCAUAAUAAUAACGACCGCCCCCACUUCAAACUGCAGUGUUCUGUCACCUAGGCAUCAUCUCCCCUGCCCUUCGUGUUCGAUUACAAGGAAUCAAGGGGUAGGGGAGCUUUCUUAGACACACCGGCAUCAAGGGAAGAGGUGGGGCUGCCCAUGCAAAGUCAGUGAACAUGAAAAUGAGACAAAGCAGAGGUGGAAAUAACGCUCCUCUGGAGGGGAAAAGCAAUAAUGAAUAGAAGGACUUGCCUACAAUCGCUCCACUGAGGACUCACGUUACCAGUUUUCAUACUCACUAAAGGGAUUGUAAAAAAACACCCCAGCAUUUCAGAUGUCUUGGCUCCAUUCAGAGGCCCUAGUGACAGCACUGAGGUCAUCUUUCUGCUCUUUGUCGUCCUACUUGCUCGAGUACCACAAGUAAAGAUUAUGCUCCCCAAUUCUCGUUGGGCAACAGUUCUUUGGUGCCUAGCUAGGCAGAGCUGAAGGUUAACUCUUCAGUCAGUGGGGUUGUUCAGCUUGGGCAUGAGUCCUUGGAAAGAGGGGCCCGUGGAAGCCCACCUUGGUGCUGCUUCUUCAACCCGGAGAGCCAAGAUUCUGACUCUCCCGUGGAUUCUUCUCUACAUGGUUCACUUUCUAAACUGGCCCGGAAUCCCCAUGUUCCCCCCAUUGGCAUCCACAGGGACAGAUAUCCUGCUUAUCCUGGGAGAAGGACGAGAAAGUCAGGUUCCAAUGUCCCCCUCAAAUGAAGAGCCUUUUGUAUCUAGCAAAAAAUAUACAGGAAAAGCAAUACACCCCCAACAAGCACUCUUUCCAAUAUAGUAUCAUAUUUUUGUCCCCACUAAAAGCUGUUCUUUUCCCAGCUUUGUGUGGCAAUUGGGCUUAGUGAGAUUUUUUUCGUUGUUGUUAAGAUUUUUUUUUUAUAGCUUAACUAUAAAAGGUCUCCAGCAAAGACCUUUGCAAUAUAUUUCAGUGACAGAUGCUUGAUUUGGGAAAUUGCACAAAUUAACCACAUAAUAUUCCUAGCUCAUUUUUAAAUGUCUGCACAUUCUAAAAGGAUGUCUGGUGACAGAGUUCUCCUUUACAGUAUCCGUUUCUAAUUUGGGGUAUUGGGUUCUGACAAAGCAAGGACUAUAAACACUACUAGAAGAACGGCUUGGGUUGGAGCACUUUUAAAGGAAUUUUAAUAAAUGUUCAGGCAAAAGUAUUAUGAUUUACAGAUCAAGUCCUGGCUUCAAAAAUAUGUGCUCUAAUAUUUUUUUGCCAGGUCUGAAGAACUCAUCAGGCAAUUUCCCUCUAACAAGGGCUACAGUUCUGUUGAGAACUAGCUUCAGCUACACGGACUGGUACCCACCAGCCAGUGGGAUUUUUUUUUUCAACCAACUGGAACAUUUUUUUUUUUUAUCUGUACUGUAUGCACUUCCUACUUCUCAUUGCCUGUUAUCAUUCAGAAUAAAAACAGGCUUCCUGAUGCAUGCCAGCAUUAGUAACUGGCCAGUGCAAAGAACUCAGACAGUAGCAAGCGACCAUGAUCUCCCCAGGCGCUGGCCCCAGAGUCUAGUUGGCAGGUACAGGGGAAGUCACUCAAGUGAAGGAUAGAUUUGGCUUCGUUCUGUCUGCUCUCAUCAGAGCCAAUCCUCUUCCCACUGAGAGACAUCUUACAAGUUUUACAGGUAGAAUUCAUUGAACUGACAGGCAGGGAAAGCUUCCUGAGUGACAUCUUGAUUUAAAUUUAGCACAGAACGAAAAGGAGUUGCGCCUAACCGCUUAGGGAAGACUUGGGGAAGCAAGCUUCCCCCACUCACUCCCCAUCAGUGGGAAGCAGACUGAGAUGGUAAGAUCACUGAUGAAAUCUGCCAUCGUUACAGCAUCCCCCUCCUUUGGACACAGUGAUGUUUUUAGAAAGGAUGUAAGCACAAGUGAACAUGUCUCUGAUGUGGCCCAAGAACUGAAACUCACUUGGAACUCAUCUAGGGGAUGUAAGCAGUACUCCUUGGCAGGUGGUUUGGGACUGAGGGAAAUAUGAUAUCCUUAGGCACAGAAAAGCAGCCAGUCAUUUUAUGUGCAUAUCUAGCUUCUUGAAAAGCACAGUCUAUGAGAAACUAUCGAAAAAGGGAAAGAAUCCUGAAGGACUUCUUGGUGUUCCCUAAGCAGAGCAAGUUUGGGCUUCAAAUUUGAAGUGGUUCAGCUUGCAGCUAGGGAGCUCAUGUGUGGUUGGUAAUACCUGGUGACAAGCAGGAAGAAAUGAUUGUCUCCCUGCCAUGUGAAGACUAAUGACAAGGGAGUUGAGUUACUUGAGGGUUUACAGAGAGUCCCUUAUAUUCCAACCUUAAGUUGUUUGUAAAGAAACUUCCCAUUCAGCUCCAGCCUCCUGCUGUCGAUUGCUUUGGACACUGCUUGAUUUUAAGUUCUGUUAUAGCGUUGAGAAAGAGGUUCCUGAUGGCUUUACCAUGGAAAUGAUACUACUGCCUUUACAAAAUGCGUAUGCUUUUUGUUUUCAAAAAGUUGAAGGUCAGUUAUGUGAGUAAAAUGAGCACUUUUAAAUAUCACUUUAAAGUUUAAAUGGGACAGAGGAAGAUGAGUUAGGGGCGGGGUCUUUCAAAACACUUCACUGUUUACAAAUGAAAGUUCUAGGUGAUUAGAAAAGCUAUGUUAGUCAUGAGGGAAAUUUGGAAUAGCUAAUGCAAAGACUAUAUUCAUGUUUAUACAAAUUGUUUAACUCCAAAUUGCCAAUUGUUUCUGAAUGGAAAUGUAAGUCUGCACUUUGAGAUCAGCUCAUUAGAAUGAUAACGUGUAUAUGGAUACGAGAUGCAGUGUUCCUUAGUCUGUACUUUGUUUAUUAUAUGUACCAAAGCUGCAAUUGAAUAAAUCGGGUGAGGUGAGGCCUUCGGUAGUAUUAAUAUGCCUUUGUUUUCUUCUUGUAACUGCCUAGAAAAGUAGCUGAGAGGUUGUUUCAAGGCUGUCUAUCCCUUUUAUAUUGAGAAGUCAUAGAACUGACUGAAGCAGGGGCAAUACCAGCACCCAUGCAGUCUGCCUAGAAAGCAUCGAAUGUGAACUGAUGUUGAUGAACCACCAUAGGCCCAGGAAGCCUUAAUACUCAUAGUUCAUACCCCACUCUCAUUAAGUUUGUCACAUAAAUGAAUGCCAUCAGCCAAAUCUCUUCCUUGACUUGUUCUGAGGUUGAAUUCCCUGCAGAAGGAACCGGUCUUGGUUUAGUCUCGGGAAGAGAUUUGACCGGUCAUGUCUUCCAUGUUACAUUUCUCCUUGCUCCCACACUGCCUUUCACUUACCUGGAGAGACACCCCCAACACAUGCACCUGUGUGCACACACCUGCACAUGCAGCAGCCGGCAGGCGACUAAAUAUCAACAAAGAACUUUUGUAAAAGAAAUACUUUGUGAUAAUCCAUACUAUGUAGAAAUGUAAGUUAUUACCUGACUAGAGAAUCAGCUUAUACUACUAUGUAACUUUGCCUGCAUUUUAUAGUUAAGAAAUGUAUAUACAAAUUCAAAAUGCUAUAUUUUCACAAUUUCAUUAUAGAGUAAUGUCUGUUUAGCAAACCAUGCCCAUUGGUAUUUUAAAUAUGCUAAAUACUGAGCAAUUGCAAUAGAAAUUCAGAUUUUUCAUAAUAAAAUAAAAUGGAAGGGUUCUGCAUCUUUAAAAAAAUAGAGUGAAGCUAUUUUACUGUAUUCGUAACAUAUGUGAUAGUGGACAAAGUAUUUUCAAACAUGCCAAUUUUACAGAGGUUGUAAAUAGUUUGAUGACAUAUGUUGGGGGAAAGCUUCUAGUUUUCAUCACAAUAAAAAAAAAAAACACUUAUUCAGCUAUGCCUUGUGUGUGGAGGGUACUCACAAUUGGUGAUGUUGCCAGCGGAAAUGGUCCCUCUUGUUGAUGUUCAUGGUGCUUGGUCAGAAUGGAGUGGCUGCUUGUCAUAGCUUAGCCAGAAUGGUUUGAAACUCAGAUGAGGUCAUUUCUUCAUACUUGUCUUUUCUUGAAAAAGGAAAAAUGGAGAUGUGCUUGUUCUAGAAAAAUCAUCUAGCAAUCAUUCUCAGUUAUCCUUCUUAGCAGAGUGGUUCUCCAUUGAAAACAAUAAAAUCAGGUGUUUAUUCUUGUCUGAGUUUCAGAGGGGUUGCUUUCCAAUGUAGGUACAUGUUGAUGAGUUUAAGUGUAUUGAUAUAGCCACAUAUUAAAAGACUCUGUAGUGGCAAUAAGAAAAAGUUAAUGCCCAUUUUUCCCCAGAAAUUAAUUAAAAGCUGAAAGUGCCUGUCAAUGAAUAUGACCAAUGAGAUAAUCCUAUACUUUCACACAGCAAUAAUUCUUCAUCCUACCGAGUUUUUCCUGCACGGUUUGAGCGCACACAGAGUAAAUAUAUGCACAUAGUAAAUUAGAUCUGUUCCCACAAACCCACAGAAAAGGGCUUUCAUCACUUUGAAGUAUAAGUAACCCUCUUUGCAAUUAAUAUCUCUUAAUUUUCUUUGUCUUACUUGAAUACGAUCAGGUGAAUAUGGAAAAUAAAGUUAUCUUCAGUGUACAUGACGAUGUAGAACAAUUACAAUAUUCAGAUAAAGUGUACCUCACAUUUAUAACAGAGCUCUGAAAGACUUGCUCAGUUAAAAACACUGAUGCACUUAGUGCGAAACAGCGAGAGACUUUUAUCUUCUUUAUUUUACCCACUUACAUCAGUGUGCAAGUUCAUCUUUUGUGCUUCAUUCUCUUUUCACCCAAUAAAUCCUGAUAUCAUCAAGGAGAAUAUGGAGGUCAACACUGACAAGUCCUCUUCCCUCCCCCCCCAAAAAAAAAUCUUGUGAUACUUGCAAAGGCCUUCAGACAGUUAUUUAGUUAAUCCUGGCAGUUACCUCAUUGUGUACAUUCCGAAGUUCACAAGUUUUUCUCCUCAAAUUGUUUUAUGGCUGCAAGUGGAGUCAUAGGUAGAGAUAAACAAUAAAACUGGGCAUAGACACGAACUCAGUGUAGUCUUCACCCCUGCUGUCUCAGUGCAUGAAUUUGCCCAGACAAGCUGUCGAGGCUACCAGCAAAGCUAUAUUAGAGCCAAACACUCAAUAAUGAUGAUUCUCAAUGUAUGGCCGGGAAUAAGCCUUCAGGUUUUUAGACAGUGUGGUACUGCGGUGGACAGCAUUCUCCAGGCCCCAACCUCAGGUCAAGAAGACCAUCCGCUCUUUACCCUACUCUGUUUCAGAUAAUAGGGAUGAAGACACAUGCAUCAAGAGGGAGAGAGAGAGCGUAGCAAACAGGUGCUAAUGUCACAGCACAGCUACUCUAAUCCCUGAUCACGCUGACAUCAGACAUUCUGACUUCCUCCUCCCCGUGUGUUGUCUGAACGUGCAGAAGUACCCUGGGAGGUUCAAAGCUCACGCUGAGGGAUUUUAACACGGUCACUCCAGUCUGUACAACUGGUCUCCCCUUCAUGGGUGGGAAACCAAGGCACAAUGAGAACAGCUGAGAUAUCCAGGGGCACAAAAUAAGUUAAGAGGGCCUUCUUUGUAGUAUAGCACAUAGCUUUCUUCCCUUGUCCUGGCUGCCAUGUUCCCAGUGUCUAACUUGGUUUUGUUAUGAGAACCCUGUAGGAAUAUGAUCUAGCAGAUGAUUUAGCACAUGAAUUGACAAUUGUUGUAGGAGGAGUGGGCCUGUUUUUGGUCUUGACUGCUUUGCUAGCUUACACCUGAAAGAAUCACACAGAAACUAUAUUAAUCAAAUUACUGCUUGGCCCAUUAGUUUUAGCCUCUUAUUGGCUAACUUACAUAUCUUGAUCUAACCCAUUUUUAAUAACCUGUAUAGCAUCAUGAGGUCAUGGCUUAUGGAGAAAGAUUUUAACCAGCGUCAGUCUUGGGCAGGAGCUUUAUGGUGUCUGCCACAUUGCCCUUCUUCCCAGCAUUCAGUAAGGUCUACUCUACCUACCUAAGUGCUGCCUUAUCAAAAGGUCAAGACAGUUUCUUUAUUCAACCAAUGAAAGCAACACAUAGACAGAAGAACCUGCUACAUCAGACAAUGGUACAGAGGAUUUGAAAUCCACCCCUUCCUGGAAACUCACUGAUGGGCAGUAAUUCUAGACAAACAUUGAACCACAGACCUCCCUAAACUUGUUGAUUUCUUCCAAAUGUUUGCCCAGAGCUCCCAAGAUCUUUGAAACCCUUCUUACUUAUUACUAUCACUUAGUCCCAGGUAGUUUUUCUCAAUUUUCAUAUUUCUUUGUAUGUGUAGUCAUUCCUUUUUUCCUAACACAGACCUGUGAUAACCUUGGCAAGGCUGUGUCUAAGACCCUCCCCUCUGUAGAGGUACUUCCUAACAGGUGUCCAGAGGGUCUUGAUGUCAGCAUUGAGAUGACCAGUGGGCAGUUUCUUUCCAGAGUUCUCACAUAACAGCACUGUCUUGGAAUGUUUUAAAUAGUCUCAUAAGUAAUUUGCUUAUAGUAUUGUUAGUUUGAGUCUUAUGUGAGGAGCUGCCUAACGUCAGAGACGUAAAAUCCUUCCCUUUCUGCAUAGAAGAAAGUCUCUGACAGUAUUGAUUCAUGGCAGUGCUAAUGGACCUUGAGAACAUUAAGAAUGCCAUUUCUCAGAGUGUUUCAGUUUCUGAAAAUGAAUCCCCUGAAUUAUGAUCGUUCUCCCUGUUAGUUGGCUGGGGGAAGAGAUAAAAGCUGCGUAAGCCACUUCUUCCAUGCUGAAAGCAAGUGUCUAUGCCUCCCAUCUCCUGUAGACUUAGACUCCUGUCACUUAAUUGAGUUUCAACAACAAUUAUUUCUCAGAUGGCAAUGCCACCCCUCUAAGUGGGUUGACAAGAAAUGAAUAGUGGGAACAGGCACAUCAAUAACCUUUUUUCCCCUACAUUUCAUCUCCAGAAUUGUGAAGUGUUUCAGUGAUUCCUGUUGUGAGUGAUUCUUUUUUCAAAAGCAAGGUAGCCAAGUCUUUGACAGAGAUUAACUUUUGUUGAGAAAUGAGGGUUUAUAGGAGAGAAUUCAGCUCCAAUUCUACAAAAAGUAUCCAGUCAAUCAAAAACUAAGUUAUUUUAGGGAUAUUUUGACAUCUUCCUUUUCUGCUCAUUUCAUUAUCU
Molecule: messenger RNA, 9711 nt
Organism: Microtus ochrogaster (prairie vole)
Lineage: Eukaryota; Metazoa; Chordata; Mammalia; Rodentia; Cricetidae
Gene: Klf12
Product: KLF transcription factor 12
Biological process (GO): regulation of transcription by RNA polymerase II
Molecular function (GO): DNA-binding transcription factor activity, RNA polymerase II-specific; RNA polymerase II cis-regulatory region sequence-specific DNA binding
Source: RefSeq, a predicted model, not a curated record